This is a messenger RNA of Myiozetetes cayanensis, 1310 nucleotides long. It is a transcript of the gene PTX3, whose product is annotated as pentraxin 3. NCBI's taxonomy places the organism in Eukaryota, Metazoa, Chordata, Aves, Passeriformes, Tyrannidae. The coding region runs from base 21 to 1310 and encodes 429 amino acids. The record is from RefSeq and is a predicted model, not a curated record. Gene Ontology annotation, molecular function: complement component C1q complex binding. Gene Ontology annotation, biological process: innate immune response. The transcript is spliced from 3 exons.
UCCAGGAAGCAGCUGGGAGAAUGCUGCCCCAAGAAAUCCUCUCUCUGCUCACGCUCUUCUGUGUUCUCGGGGCUUCUGGCUCCCCUCUGGACGAAGACAACGACUACGACCUCAUGUACGUGAACCUGGAUAACGAGAUUGAGGCUCCAGCCCCUGCUGCCGAGGAAACUGCUUCGUGCGACUGCCAGCGGGAGCACACCAAGUGGGACAAGCUGUUCAUCAUGCUGGAGAACUCGCAGAUGAAGGAGAACAUGAUGCUGCAGGCGGUGGACGAGCUCCCCAGGCUGGACCUGCAGACCCUGAGGGCAGAGCUGACCCAGCUCACCACCGACCUCGCGGGCUCCUUCGCCGCCACCCUCGACAAAGUCGCCUCCCACAUCGUGUCCCAGGUAGAGCAGGUGCUUGUGAGGACCAGGGACCGAGCUGAAGAGGCCAAGAGGCUUCAGGAGUGCGAGCAGGGAAAGGUGGUGGAGCACGUUCUGCAGCUGAGCCACAACCUGUCCGUGAAGCUGGGCUGGCUGGAGAGCGCCUGGCUGAGCAGGGCUGAGGAGCAGGAGACAGCUCUGCAGCAGGAUAAACUGGAUGCCACCAGAGGGGACAACCUCAUCCUGACCUCGCUGUGGAAGGAGCUGCAGCAGACCCGGGCGGAGCUGAAGGUGUCGCAGCAAUGGGCAGCUCAGCGCCUGCUGCCAGCAGGCUGCGAAACCGCCCUCCUGUUCCCCAUGCGCUCCAGGAAGAUAUUUGGGAGCGUCCACCCGACCGCCGGGAUGACCCUGCGCUCCUUCACCGCCUGCGUGUGGAUCAGGGUGACAGAGGCUCUGGACAAAACCAUCGUCUUCUCCUACGGCACCAGGUUCAACCCCUACGAGAUGCAGCUGUACCUCGGCCGGGGCUCGGCGGUGCUCGCCGUGGGGGGCGGCCAGCACAGGGUGGCCGCCCCAAACGCGGUCGUUCCCGGCGAGUGGGUCCACCUGUGCGGCACGUGGAGCUCGGAGAACGGCUCAGCGGCCCUGUGGGUGCAGGGGCAGCUGGCAGCCAGCGCCCUGGACGUCGCCAGCGCUCACACCAUUCCCGACGGGGGCAUCCUGCAGCUCGGGCAGGAGAAGAACGGCUGCUGCGUCGGGGGGGGCUUCGACGAAGCUUUGGCCUUCUCUGGCAAACUGACUGGGUUCAACCUGUGGGACAGGGUGCUCAGCGCCCCGGAGAUCGCGGCACAGAGCGGGGAGGGCUCCUGUGGCACCAGGGGCAACGUGGUGGGGUGGGGGGUCACGGAGGUGCUGCCCCACGGAGGAGCCCAGUACGUGUCCUAA